Molecule: messenger RNA, 1543 nt
Organism: Patella vulgata (common limpet)
Lineage: Eukaryota; Metazoa; Mollusca; Gastropoda; Patellidae
Exons: 5
Coding region: 68-1015 (315 amino acids)
Cellular component (GO): lysosome
Molecular function (GO): cysteine-type endopeptidase activity
Source: RefSeq, a predicted model, not a curated record
CACACAACACAUGGAUAAAGAAUAAACGAGGGUGUCACUUUUAUACUGUGCAGUUAAAAACCCUAAUAUGAAUACCCUGGCAAUACUGUGCUUGUUGUUUCUAACGCUUGGUCUUUCUCAGCAGACGUCCCAAGAUGACGAAUGGCAGGCGUGGAAACAGACACAUCAAAAAAGUUACUCAAAUUAUAAAGAAGAAAUGUACAGACGUAAAAUAUGGCAGAAGAAUAUGAAUGAUAUCCAUCUCCAUAAUAAUCGUAUUGAUAAACAAUACACAUUACAAAUGAACCGGUUCGGCGAUCAGGAAUCAAUGACAAGAAAGAAGUUGAUUCCCCAGCUUCAAAGACCGAUAGCUUUAAAACAAGACAACUUGGUGUUUUCUGGUGAUGCAGCACCAACCAGCUUUGAUUGGAGGACAAAGGGAGUAAUCGGAGCAGUGAGUAAUCAAGGACAAAUGGGCGAUGUUGAAGCAAUAGUUGCUGCAGAGAGUGUCGCCAGUUUGCAGGCAAUAAAAACAGGCCAGCUUUACAAUCUAAGUGCAGAAGAAAUUGAUGAUUGUGGAUGUGGGGAACAAUUACUUAUUAAAGAUAUAUUUGGGUGUAUUCGUAGUAAAAUUGGUGGCUUGUGUACAACUCAGACAUAUAAACAAAAUCCAACUCAGAUCUGUAACAAGGAAAGUUGUCAAGCUGUGGGUGUGGUCAAUGGUACAAACUUCAUACGUCACGGGGAUGAAGUUGAAAUGGGAAAGGCCAUCCUGAAAUCACCCCUAAUGGUUUAUGUAGAUGCUUCUCAUCCAUCUUUUGAAAUGUACAGUGAAGGGAUAUACGCUGAAAAUAGCUGCAGCCAAUCUCGAAUAGAUCAUGUUUUACAAGUUGUUGGUUAUGGUCAGAUGGACAACAAAAGUUAUUGGAUCUGUAAAAAUAGUUGGGGUGAGACCUGGGGAAUUAAUGGUUAUAUAUGGAUUGAAAGAGGCAGAAAUAUGUGUGGCAUUGCCAGUCUGGCUAUUUAUCCUUACUAAGCCCUUGUCUCUUUUGUUUAAUUUUGUUUGAAUCUAAUGUAUUUUAAAUAAAAAUCAAAUAAGCAUAAAUCUUACUAUUACUAGUAUAUACGCAACAACAUAGCCCAGUAGUCCGAAAGUAAUAUGCGAUCUAUAUGAAAAUUGUUAUACUUAUUUUUCUAAUGAAGAUGGGGGUGGGGUGCAAAUGGUUAACGCGUGCGCGUUGAAUCACAAGGUCUGUCAUUGAGUCAAGGGGCGUGGUUUGGAUUCUCUGCUUGUACGUGACAAGGAGUGGGGUCUCCUGUUCAAUCUCAAGGGGUUUCUCCCACUGCUUAAUACUCCUAGCGAAUUACUGAAAUAAAAAUGGGCCAUAUGUUAGUCCUGAAAUGACCUACUCUCUCUCUCUCUCUCUCUCUCACUCUCUCUGUGUGCACUGUUCAAUAAUACAUGUUCUUAAAUGGCAAAAGUUGCCAAAUAUAAAGCAAAUUAUAUAUAAGCUUUAACCCUUUUUUUUACUAUUUCAAUAUUGUUGUCUUAUAGCUACAAUUU